AAUACACUGAAGAGGUUCCCAUAAAAAUCCAAAGGAACAAAUGGAGCAUGCACUGAAGAGAGUAGCGUGUAAGACGAGUACUGGAUAUUUUAACCGACUUUAAGCUAAAAGUGAUCGAUCAUAAAUGAAGCAUACUGGUGAAUAUUCACAUCACCCUAUAAGAGAAAAACAAACUCCAGGUGCAGCAGCUGAAAUCUGUGUGAAUGUUAAAGAUGGAGUUUAUUAAAGAGGAAAUUGAAGACACUGAUGAUCCAGAACCACCCAGAAUAAAACACAAAGAUGCUGCGGAACAAACAGGAACAGAAGUUAAAGAGGAGAUUGAAGACAUGAGUGAUCCAGAACCAUCCAGAAUAAAACAUGAAGAUAUUGAGGAACAAUUAGACUGGAUUGAAGUAAAACAGCUAAGACGUAGGAUGAAUGAAGUGGAGGAGGAACACUGUAAAAUCAGAACUUCAAGAAAAAAAGCCAAACGGCUGCAUACCUGCACACAGUGUAGAAAAAAUUUCAGAUACAAAGGACAACUUAAAAGACACAUGAGAAUCCACACUGGAGAGAAACCGUACACAUGCCCUCAGUGUGGAAAGAGUUAUACUGAUGCAUCAGGUCUCCGUUAUCAUCUGCACACUCACUCUGGAGAAAAGCCAUUUAGCUGUGAUCAGUGUGGUAAAAAGUUUAUUUCGUCAUCAAGUUUAAAAAUCCACCUGACAGUUCAUACAGAUGAGAAGCCUCAUGUGUGUUCUUACUGUGGAAAGAGUUUUUCAAGCCUGGCUGUUUAUAAACAGCACCAGAAAACACAUAACGAAGUGAGAGAUUACAUGUGUUUUGAGUGUGGGAAAAGCUAUACUAGACAUGUCUAUCUGAAACAGCACCAAAGAAUUCAUACUGGAGAAAAACCUUACAAGUGCUCAUAUUGUGACAAAAGUUUCACUGAGUCUGGAAGCCUGAAAAAGCAUGAGCGACUUCAUACUGGAGAGAAGCCGUACCACUGUAUUCAGUGCGGAAAGAGUUUUGCUGAUGCAUCAGGUCUUAGUUAUCAUCUGCGCAUUCACUCUGGAGAAAAGCCAUUUAACUGUGAUCAGUGUGGUAAAAAGUUUAUUUCAUCAUCACAUUUAAAAAACCACAUGAUAGCUCAUUCAGACGAGAAGCCUCAUGUGUGUUCUUACUGUGGAAAGAGUUUUUCAAGGCUGCCUCACUGUAAAGAGCACCAGAAAACACAUAAUGAAGUGAAAGAUCAUGUGUGUUGUGAGUGUGGGAAGAGCUUUAUUACAGAAAGUCAACUAAAACGGCACCGAAGAAUUCAUUCUGGAGAAAAACCUUACAAGUGCUCAUAUUGUGACAAGAGUUUUGCUUUGUCUGGAAACCUGAAAUCACAUGAGCGAGUUCAUACUGGAGAGAAGCCGUACCACUGUACUCAGUGUGGAAAGAGUUUCACUCAGUCAUCAUCUCUAGCGACUCAUAUUAAAAAGCGUUGUUCUGUGUCAGAGCACAGAUUGUGAUGUCCAAAAGAAAACCUCAGAAUCAUGAUAUAUCUUUAAUUCUUCAGUCACAG
Labeo rohita (rohu) is the source of this 1549-nucleotide messenger RNA. Its product is annotated as gastrula zinc finger protein XlCGF52.1-like. Gene Ontology annotation, molecular function: RNA polymerase II cis-regulatory region sequence-specific DNA binding; DNA-binding transcription factor activity. The transcript has 5 exons. Gene Ontology annotation, biological process: regulation of transcription by RNA polymerase II. The record is from RefSeq and is a predicted model, not a curated record. The coding region runs from base 204 to 1496 and encodes 430 amino acids. NCBI's taxonomy places the organism in Eukaryota, Metazoa, Chordata, Actinopteri, Cypriniformes, Cyprinidae.